Messenger RNA from Ostertagia ostertagi, 471 nucleotides. The record is from the annotation of a GenBank genome assembly. NCBI's taxonomy places the organism in Eukaryota, Metazoa, Nematoda, Chromadorea, Rhabditida, Trichostrongylidae.
AAGCCAAGAAAUAUAGACGUCCUACUCAAAACGAAAUUUAUACAAGGGCGUUUGGAUAUUACAUUUAAUAAAGGGCUUGGCUCUUUCGAUUACUUAAGGAAUGUUGAAGAGAUCGGGACACCUGAGUUAUGGGGAGAUGAUCCUGCAGUGAAUGUCUUGAAUAACACCGAUAUUGUCACGCUUGGUAUGCCGAAACUGAGAAGGGUUUCUCAGGGCCGAAAUGAGAUCCUUGUGCGGAUUCGCUAUAACGAAAAUCUCGAAAUGAGCCAUGAAGAAGCGUCCAAUUUUGAAAAAGCAGCCGGAGGAGGUGACCAUGUAGACCUCGAAUUCCAUCUACGUAAUACGGAAAAAGGGAAACUUGAAUUAGCCAUAUUGAAAUAUCUGCUUCCUCUUAUCCUGCUUUUGGCUCUUCUGCUACUGUUGUUGUUGUUCAUCCGGAACAAAAAGCGUUCAACGUCGACCUUGCCUCGG